AUUUAGCUGCAAAUUACAUUCAUAUAAAUUUCUUUGCUUUACUCAUCAUGGUUCUAGUUAGUAGCUUCACGCCAAAGACGACCAUGGUCCAGAUGUUUCCCACUAAUUCCAAGCCUUGCAUCCUGCAGAAUAAGAACGUUGCAAUUAUAAGAUGUGCUGUCAAAAGGCCAGGAAUUAAUACAGGGAGCCCUCCUCAAAUCAACCAGGUACUUAGAGUCGCUGACCGGAGUUUGAGAACAGAUCAGGUGGUUGGUCUCAGAAGAUUGAAUAAUGGAGAAGAUGGAAAAGCAAAUGCAGGAAAUACUGUUGUCGAUGAUGUUAGUAAUACAACCAAGACUGCUGAUGCUACGUCUACUACAAUAACAUGAUUUAAGGACACAGGAAAUGAGUCCUCUAUUACAUUUAAGGACACCCAAAAAAAUGUGUCCUCUAUCCGGGUGUCAUUAUAAGUCACAUACAAGGACACUG
Molecule: messenger RNA, 468 nt
Organism: Rosa rugosa (rugosa rose)
Lineage: Eukaryota; Viridiplantae; Streptophyta; Magnoliopsida; Rosales; Rosaceae
Exons: 2
Coding region: 48-368 (106 amino acids)
Source: RefSeq, a predicted model, not a curated record